Messenger RNA from Oreochromis aureus, 841 nucleotides. RefSeq names its product high affinity immunoglobulin gamma Fc receptor I-like. The record is from RefSeq and is a predicted model, not a curated record. The transcript is spliced from 4 exons. Lineage: Eukaryota; Metazoa; Chordata; Actinopteri; Cichliformes; Cichlidae. Gene Ontology annotation, molecular function: transmembrane signaling receptor activity. Gene Ontology annotation, biological process: cell surface receptor signaling pathway. The annotation marks the transcript as partial.
AUGAUUCUUGCCGAGAAAGGAGGACUAUUUGUCCUCUUUGACAACAUAUUUCCCAUUGAUCCCACUGUGACCCUGCAGCCAUCCUGGACUCAGAUAUACAGUGGUGAGACAGUCACUGUCAGAUGUGAGAUUCAGGGAGGUGAAGGAGCUCAGUGGACGUAUGAAUGGAGACCAGCCAAGUUAAACACACCUCCAACAUCCAAUGAAUGCAGAAUCACAGUUUCUGGAGGAUACAGCUGCCGGGGCAGAAGGGGAUAUUCCUUCACAUAUUGGAGUGAAACCAUCAGACUGACUGUAUCAUCUAAACCAAAGGCUGGACUGAGAGCUGAUAACACAGCUGUUCCAGUAGGGGGCAGUGUGACCCUGACCUGCUCUGUGAACCCCUCACCAUCAUCAUCAUCAUCAUCAUCAUCUUCUGGAUGGAAAUACUACUGGUACAGAGAUGGGAAAUCUUAUAAACGUGUGACAAAUGAACAAAUCAGUGUCUCAGAGGGAGGACGCUACAGCUGCAGAGGAGGAAGAGGAGAACCAGUUUACUACACAGAGGACAGUGAGUCAGUCAGGAUUGUGUCAAACAGGCCUGUUGUGACUCUGUAUCCAAACUGGUCUGAGAUAUACAGAGGAGAGACGAUCACUGUCAGAUGUGAGAUCCAUGGAGGAGACACUGAGUGGGAUUAUGAGUGGGAAACAAACAGCAUCAGAAAACCUCCAAAACAAAAUGAAUACAGGAUUGGAUCUGCUUCAUCAUCCAACAGUGGAAACUAUCGCUGUAAGGGCAGAAUGAAAAGUUCACAGCAUAAAACAACAGAGUGGAGUGAUUCAGUCACACUGAAUGUAUCAU